CUGGGCUGGGCCUGCAGGUCGGCGGGGAGCGAGAGGGGGGCAGCUGUCGCCGCAGGGAAGGUGCCGCGGGCAGCCGGGACGCCUGGCUUGGCCGUAACCCGGUCCGGGGCCGGGUGGGACCGUGAGGUCCCAUGGCCGAGCCGGCUCCGUUACCUCUGACUUUUGAGGAUGUGGCCGUUUAUUUCUCCGAGCAAGAAUGGCGGGAUCUAGAGGCAUGGCAGAAGGAGCUUUACAAGCAAGUAAUGAGAACCAAUUAUGAGAUUCUUGUUUCUCUAGAUGAUGGACUUCCCAAACCAGAACUAAUAUCCUGGCUUGAACAGGGGAGAGAACUCUUCAGGAACUGGGGAGAAUCACAGAAAUCAGGAAACAUAAUUUGCUCCUCUGCUGAUUUGCAUUUGGAUCCAGUUAUUGAGGGACAACUGUUCGGGGGAAGCCAGCAAGCUGUGAAACCAGGAGAAGCCCACUGCCAUUUCCAAGUAGAUCCUCUUCAGAGCCAGUGUUCCUCUGAACCCUUUUUAGGAAAAAGUGAAGCUGUUUCCUUCAGGCCUGACCAAGUCGUCACCCUCCUGAGCCCACACAGACAUGAUACUCGGGCUCUAGGUCCACUAGUCCACAGCUCCAGGGAACCCACCCGAAGAGACAGAAUCGUAAGUCCCAGGACCCUCGGUCUCCCAGGCUUCCAGGAAACCUCCGGGGAGGGCCCCCAGCACCCUUGCCCUGUCUGUGGGGAAGGCUUUUGGAAGAACCUCUCAGAGCAGCACCAGGGGAGCCACUCGAAGGACCCGCCACACAAGGCCUGGAAUCAAUUCCGCAACCAAACCGAGGUACAACAGCCCCUGAGCAUCCCUCGGGGACAGAGGCACUUCCGCUGUCCAGAAUGUGGGCGGGGCUUCCGCCGGAAGUCGUGUUUGCUUAGACCCCUGGCGAUCCACCGCGAGGAGAGCCAGCUGCCGGGCAGCGAGGGUGAAAUGUACGCCCACCACCUGCGCGCGGGGCCGAGGCCUUCCCAGUGCCCCGGCUGCGACGAGAGAGGCCCCCGGGGCCCUCCCGGCGCGGAGAGGCCAGGCUCCCGGAGAGAGGGCGCCAGGGCCGCCUCCGAGCAGGCUGAGCUCCCGCGCUCGGGAGAGAAGCCAGGCCUGAGCCCGGCUGGCGAGGAGCGCCCGGAAUCUCUCGAGCCCGGCCCCGGCGCGGAGAGGCCGGCCUCCUGCGGCCCGUGCGGCCGGCGCUCCUCCCCGCAGUGCGGGCUUCCAGACCACACCCACGUGCACAGCGCAGAGCGGCCCUUCCGGUGCGCCGAGUGCGGCCGGGCCUCCCGCCAGUGCGGGCGGCUGCGGCUCCACCGGCGGCUGCAUUCAGACGAGCAGCCUUUCGCGUGCCCAGAGUGCGGCCUGGGCUUCCGGCUGAGGAGGCACGGCGGCGAGAGGCUGCUCUCCUGCGGCGAGUGCGGCCGCGGCUUCGCCCACCCGUGCAAGCUGCGCGAGCAUCUGCGGGUGCACAGCGGAGAGCGGCCCUUCGGCUGCCCCGAGUGCGGCAAGAGCUUCCGCCUGAAGGGCAUCCUGAAGGCGCAUGAGCGCACGCACAGCCGCGAGCGGCCCUUCCAGUGCGCGGAGUGCGGCAAAGGCUUCACGCGGCCAUCCAAGCUGGCCGAGCACUUCCGCGUGCACAGCGGCGAGCGGCCCUUCGGCUGCCCCGACUGCAGCCGCCGCUUCCGUCUCAAGGGGCAGCUGCGGAGCCACCAGCGCCUGCACACGGGCGAGAGGCCCUUCCCGUGCCCCGACUGCGGCAAGAGCUACCGCGUGAAGGCCGACAUGAAGGCGCACCGGCUGCUGCACGGCGGCCGGAUGCCCUUCUCCUGCGAGUGUGGCAAAGGCUUCGCCAAGCAGUCCAAGCUCGUGGAGCACAUCAGGACGCACACGGGCGAGAAGCCCUUUCAGUGUCCCCAGUGCGACAAGAGCUUCCGCUUGAAGGCGCAGCUGCUCAGCCACCAGGGCCUGCACACCGGUGAGAGGCCUUUCCGCUGCCCCGAGUGCAAUAAAAACUUCCGGGAAAGGGGCCACAUGCUUCGGCACCAGCGCAUCCACAGGCCCGACAGGCCGUUCGCCUGUGCAGACUGUGGCAAGGGCUUCAUUUAUAAGUCGAAACUCGCCGAACACAUCAGAGUGCACACGAAGUCCUGUCGUGCCCCCAGUGAGCCUGACGUUAAGCAAAGGCUCAGCCAACUGUUUGCAAUGAUCGAGGCCGACUGGAGUUGAGACCGAGUAGGGCGCCCAAAGCGGUCAGCAGAGUCGGUAUUGCCAGGGAGUCCACAGCCAGCGCAGCCAAACCCAAAAUCUGGUAAGACAGAUGGAAGGAACAGGGGCCCUUUUAUGAGCAAGAAUAUAAUACAAGUUAGGAAUAUGAGAAACCACAAAGAUUCUCAUUUAAAACAUCACCAGCUAUGUUUUCUAUCCAUUGAUAGAAAACAGUGGAUAGAAACAAUAGAUAGGUUUGUUCUUCCCACCAUCUUAACGGGUGAUUUCCCCCAGCGUGCUAAUAAGCUAACUCUGAAAUCCCAGCUUGAAUUUAGACAGCAGGAAAUCCCUCCAGUACUGUUCUCAAAGCUAAAAGGAUGGGGUGACUGUUAAAUGUCAACUCUUCUUUUUUUCAUAGUAUGAUGAUAAGCAGGGGGUUUAACCCAGCGACUUUUGUUGCAGGCCUGAUAUGAUAGGAUUUGGUUUUGACUUAUUUGAAGCUAAUAGCAACAAAAUGAGUUCUCCGACUCAUGGUUUGUCUAUGUGAAUGCUGAAGUUUCACAGCAGGUUUCAUAGUGAUUAUGCAUGGUUACCCUUAAGGAAAAGCUGAUAAUUCAAGCAAAAUUUGAUUAAUCUGGGUUGAAGAAAAUAAAACCGAAGGUGCUAAGUUUUAUGGGACU
Molecule: messenger RNA, 2911 nt
Organism: Balaenoptera musculus (blue whale)
Lineage: Eukaryota; Metazoa; Chordata; Mammalia; Artiodactyla; Balaenopteridae
Gene: ZNF786
Product: zinc finger protein 786
Exons: 4
Coding region: 132-2252 (706 amino acids)
Biological process (GO): regulation of DNA-templated transcription
Source: RefSeq, a predicted model, not a curated record